AUGGUCGCUACUAUCAAGAAGUACAAGGCUGCUGCCGUCAAUGCCGAGCCCGGAUGGCUCAACCUUGAGCUCUCUGUCCAGAAGACCAUCCACUGGAUCGACGAGGCUGGUCAGAACGGCUGCAAGCUCAUUGCCUUCCCUGAACUCUGGAUCCCCGGUUACCCAUACUGGAUGUGGCGUGUAAACUACCAGGAGUCUCUCCCGCUCCUAAAGAAGUACCGCGAGAACAGUCUACCUAGUGAUAGCCCUGAUAUGCACCGUAUCCGUGCUGCUGCAAAGGAAAACGGUAUCUUUGUAUCCUUGGGCUACUCGGAAGUCGACUUGAACUCUCUCUACACCACUCAGGUCUUGAUCUCUCCCACCGGUGACGUCCUGAACCACCGUCGCAAGAUCCGCGCCACCCACGUCGAGAGACUUGUCUUUGGAGAUGGUACAGGCGACACCACCGAAUCAGUCGUCGACACAGAAAUCGGCCGCAUCGGCCACCUAAACUGCUGGGAAAACAUGAACCCAUUCCUAAAAGCCUAUGCCGUCUCCCGCGGCGAACAAGUACAUAUUGCAGGCUGGCCUCUUUAUCCCCACGCCACCACUCUCAAGUACCCAGAUCCUUACACCAACAUCUCGGACGCAAACGCCGAUAUCGUCACCCCUGCUUAUGCUAUAGAGACUGCUUCAUUCACUCUUGCUCCUUUCCAAAUGAUUUCAAAGGAAGGAGUAGCUCUGCAAACACCCCCCGGUAAAGAAUGCGAAGACCACAGAAUCUACAACGGCAACACUAGAAUCUACGGUCCUGAUGGACAGAGCUUAAUCACAAAGCCCACCGAAGAAUUCGAAGGCUUGGUUUACGUCGACAUUGAUCUUGACGAGACACAUCUCAGUAAAGCACUGAAUGACUUUGGAGGUCAUUAUAUGCGUCCAGACCUUUUGCGUCUUGUGGUUGAUACCGAUCGUAAGAGUUUGAUCAACAGGGUUGAUGGUAGUGGUAAAUUUGUUGUCGAAAAGACCAUUGAUCGUGUUGGAUUGAGUGUACCGUUUAAGGAUUUGCCUAUUGCGAAGAAGGGUGAUGGAAAUCCUACUCUUGCUGAGCAGGACAAGAAAUAG
This is a messenger RNA of Aureobasidium subglaciale EXF-2481, 1101 nucleotides long. RefSeq lists its product as uncharacterized. The transcript has 4 exons. The record is from RefSeq and is a predicted model, not a curated record. Gene Ontology annotation, biological process: cyanide catabolic process. NCBI's taxonomy places the organism in Eukaryota, Fungi, Ascomycota, Dothideomycetes, Dothideales, Saccotheciaceae. Gene Ontology annotation, molecular function: cyanide hydratase activity. The coding region runs from base 1 to 1101 and encodes 366 amino acids.